Molecule: messenger RNA, 5776 nt
Organism: Linum tenue
Lineage: Eukaryota; Viridiplantae; Streptophyta; Magnoliopsida; Malpighiales; Linaceae
Source: the annotation of a GenBank genome assembly
GUUCCCUCCCAAUCCCAAAUAAGAAAAGGAAGAAAACCCUAAAGCAGAAGUUGUUCAAUUCCGUGUCAAUUUUCUCCAGCUGAGCUGCCUGCUGCAAACGCAAUCAAUUCAAUCCCCGCACUCUUCAAGCUGCGUGUCUCAAUCACCUCCGUAGAAUGAUUUGAUGGGUUCGAUUCGAUUGCAACACCAUCGCCAUUGUCACCACCUCAGGCUCAGCUGCCCCGCUCCCCUCUCCAUUACACACCGGCGGCGGAGAAGCUCGACUCAGACUCUUAUCACCAUCCCGAACCCUCCCAUCGCCGCCGCCACCAGACCUCUCGACCUUUCCGGAUCAUGGCAAUGGCAGGGGCGAAAACCAUUGCGAUUUGUCAGCUGGGGGGAGAAUUCCACACCGAAAACGACGGUUCCUUGUCCUACAGAGGCGGAGAUGCUCACGCCAUUGACAUCGACGAUCAAGUGAACUUUGCUGACUUCAAGAUGGAAGUCGCCGAGAUGUUCAACUGUGGCGGCGGUGGGGGCGCCACCUUCAACUCCAACAUCUCUCUUAAGUAUUUCCUCCCCGGAAACCAGAAGACCCUUAUCACCAUCUCCAACGACAAGGACUUUCAACGCAUGCUCCGCUUCCAUUCCCAUUCCCUCACCAUUGAUGUCUACGUCUUCAUCGACCAACCCCCUCUCCCUGACUUCUCUAGCUUCCCUGCUAGCAGAUCAAGCAGAACCACUCUCUCCGAAGCACAGCAAUUGCCUCCAGCGACUGACCAUGUCCCUGAUGCUGAAGGAGAAGAUGUUAUAGAUGCCCACCAUGAUAUAACUCUUGCGGAUAUUGUUGAUGACACCACCAGCCAGGUUGACAUCCACAUCGAUUUACCUCAAGAAAUGUCACCGCUUCUUCCUCUAAUGGCUUCCACUUCCAGCAACGAGAAGCAUCAUGUCAAAGCUGUGGAGCAGUGGCAGGACACUAUCACUGGUGUGGGUCAGAGAUUCAGCAAUGUCAAUGAAUUUAGGGAAUCCUUGCGUAGGUAUGCAAUUGCCCAUCAGUUUGCUUUCAAGUACAAGAAGAACGACAGUCAUAGAGUCACUGUCAAAUGCAAAGCUGAAGGUUGUCCAUGGAGGAUUCAUGCUUCCCGGUUGUCGGAUACUCAGCUCAUUUGUAUCAAGAAGAUGAACCCUACACAUACAUGUGAUGGCUCAGUGCUUACAACUGGGAACCAAGCGACUCGAAGCUGGGUGGCUAGCAUAAUUAAGGAGAAGUUGAAAGUUUUCCCAAAUUACAAGCCCAAGGAUAUUGUGAACGACAUCAAGCAAGAGUAUGGAGUCCAACUGAACUACUUCCAAGCAUGGAGGGGGAAGGAAAUUGCCAAAGAACAACUCCAGGGUUCAUUCAAAGAUGCAUACAAUCAGCUGCCAUUGCUGUGUGACCAGAUAGUUGAGACUAAUCCUGGAAGUCUUGCUACUUUUACUACAAAAGAGGAGGACUCUAGCUUCCAGCGCUUGUUUGUCUCGUUUCAUGCUUCCUUGUCUGGCUUUCUCCAAGGAUGUAGGCCUCUGCUUUUCCUUGACAGUAUAUCUUUGCAGUCUAAAUACCAGGGGGCAUUGUUGGCUGCAACUGCUGCAGAUGGAAAUGAUGAAGUCUUCCCCGUGGCCUUUGCUGUGGUGGAUACAGAAACUGAUGAAAACUGGCAUUGGUUUUUGCUGCAGUUGAAAACUGCUCUGCCAACUUCUUGUCCACUGACAUUUGUUGCAGACCGACAGAAGGGUCUGAAAGAAUCGAUUGCUGAGGUAUUCGAAGGCUCUCAUCAUGGUUACUGCUUAAGAUACCUGACCGAGCAACUUUUUAGAGAGCUGAAGGGGCAGUUCUCACACGAAGUGAAGAGACUCAUUAUUGAAGAUUUAUAUGGAGCUGCCUAUGCACCUAGGCCAGAGGCAUUUCAGCAGUGCAUUGAGAGCAUCAAAAGCAUUUCCCCAAAAACCUAUAGUUGGAUCAUGCACAGUGAGCCCCAAAACUGGGCCAACUCAUUCUUUCAGGGGGCAAGAUACAAUCAUAUGACAUCAAAUUUUGGAGAGCUCUUCUAUAGUUGGAUGUCAGAUGCUGAUGAACUACCAAUAACACAGAUGGUUGAUGUAUUGAGGGGGAAAAUCGCAGAGUUAGUCUAUGCAAGGAGGUUAAAUGGUGAUCAGUGGCUGACAAAGUUAACUCCUUCUAUGGAGGAGAAGUUGGAUAAGGAGAACCUAAGCAUUGGCGCACUUCAGGUGCUUCUCUCAGCUGGCAACACAUUUGAGGUUCGUGGGGAAUCGGUCGCUGAAGUUGUUGAUGUUGACCACUGGGAUUGUAGCUGUAAAGGGUGGCAGCUUAGUGGGUUACCUUGUUCCCAUGCACUUGCUGUGAUAGGUUGCAUUGGCAGGAGUCCUUACGAUUAUUGUUCUAGGUAUUUCUCUACCGAUUGUUACAGAUUAACUUAUUCAGAGUCGGUCCACCCUAUACCACAAGUGGAGAGGCCUAGUGAGAGAAAGCCUUUGAACGGAGGAGUAGUGACUAUCACCCCUCCUCCUACUCGGCGUCCCCCUGGACGGCCCACCACAAAGAAAUAUGUAACGCAGGAGACUAUGAAACGUCAACUCCAGUGCAGCAGAUGCAAAGGUCUUGGACACAACAAGUCAACAUGCAAAGAGAAUUUGUAAUAAGGUUUACGCGCUGGAGGACUUCAACUCAUCACGGAGCAAUGGCAGCGGCCUGGACUUGUAAAAUGUAGUAAACCGUGUUAGUGAAAAAGCUGAUUAGUGAUUGUCUUUUCGGUUCGGGCUGUUGUUUAUUUUCUCAAAUCCACUUGGGAGUUGCAACUGUAAUGUAGAGAGGCAGCCGGAGGUUACAAUGAUGAUGUAGUAUGGCUUCAACAUCUUAAACCCCUUCAAAAUGGGUAAUUGUUGUAUUCAUAAUUAUAGAAGUUGCUGACUUCUGAGAGCCAGAGUACACGGUUCAAUUCAUCAAACUUCUGGCUAUUUUCGUCACAAAUAUAGCGGGUCUCAAGUCGCGAGCUUGAUGAAAUCGUAGUAAGCUUCCCUCAUUUCAGCUUUUCUUCACGCAGUGGAUGAUGCAGUUCCAGGCGACCUUUUUCGCCGUCUUGCCAGCAUAAUAAGCUUUUCAAAGUGAAUGAGGUGCUUUCGGACCCGGUAUGUAUGUAUGCUAUACAGAAGGGCAGCCAUGGUUACAGCAGCGAAGGAUAUCAAACUCAGCUUCCAGAAAUCCUUUGGGUCUGAGAUGAUUAUGCCCAUCACAUAACCCAGCAGAUCAAGAGCAGAUUGAAGAGAGUUCUGAACACCUCCGACAAUGCAACGAUCAGAUUCAGCAACACGAUCCUUCAAUUCAUUUGGCACAAGGGAAGAUCAUAACAAAAGGAAUCAUAAGCAUCUUGGGUAAAACAACUACAAGAGGGAAAAUUUUGGUCAGGAAUUCAUUUUUGACCUGCAUUUGCUGGACCACAGAUAAGUCGAACAUCCAUAAGCCAAGUCGAGAUGUUGCGACUCCAGCCAUGAGCAUAUAUGCAGAUGGUUUCUGGCUAUGGACCCAUAUUCCACCCACACAUACAACAAGGCAAGCCCACUGCAUGAAUUUCAUAUUUUGCAUCGAAUUGAUAUUGUGUGAUCUUCAGUAUACUGAACCCUUUCUCGCAUAUAGGUAAACCUUUUAGUAGGAGCUUGGAAUACCUGAUACCAUACAGACCAAAGCCCCGUUCUGAGAGUUGAAAGCUGAGACUGCAUGAUUGGGUAUACAGAAGUAGCAGAUAUUCCGAUGGUGGCGCUUACACCUCGACCUAUCCCAAUUACAUAAGCAGGAAUUCCCUCCCACUCUAAUGUUGCUGUCAUCAGGGUGCCAAAGCUGGGCAAAAAAAGCAGAAUCAUCAAUUCGGCAUAACUUUGAAACAGAAUGCACGCACGCGUCGCACACACUUACCUGAUGACUGUGAAAAACAGCAAGGCAAGAGCUACACCAGGGAGCACAGUACUUUGUUUCAAGUACACUCUCCAAGAGCUAAUGAAGUGGAGGCUGUAGAGCCAUUCACAUACUUUGGCUCCCCGUCCCUUACUAUCAAAUCCUGCACCAUGAGGAUCAUCUCUUGGUGGCGAAAAUCUUGAAUCCCUCUUUUUGUGGUUACUCUCGCCUAGAGCUGGGAUCCCUUUAUACACAGACAUGAAGAGCAGGUAUUCCAGCCCUACUGCUGCAAUGUUCCAGCAGGAUAAAGUUAUGGCAGAUGCUUUUAAUGAUACAAAGCUGAUGAUGAAACCAGAGACCACUGGUGCCAGAAGCUUGCAGGUCAGAUCGAUCCGUCUGAUGGUUGAGUUGGUCUUUGUUAGCACAUCUGGAGGAUGGCCUUCCGAAAUUACCACUACCCUGUGAAAAACAGUAAUUUCAGACAGUCGCCACAUACUGUGUGGUAAUCAUCAAAGGGAGCCAACGGCAGUAAGUAAGCUAACCAUUCUCUUUCUAUCAAAAUGGUGCCAGCAAGAGUGGAAAGGGAGCCAACGGCGCCAGAGGCGUUGGCCAAUGCAACCAGCGAGACGAAGGCUGUGAAGUUUGUGGACUUGAGAGUCGGAAAGAGGAACAAGGCGACGACAGUGCCACCAGCAACCAUGAAAGAGAGAUUCUGAGCCACUAACCAUAGCCGAAGGACCUGUCCAAAAGCCCAAAAAUUGUACCAAGGUUGGCAUUAAUGCAACAGUAAAGCAUCAGAAGUAGGGGAGAACUGAUCGAUUGGUGAAACCAACCUGUACGUAAGUGAGGCGUUGAACCCAUUCUCCGAUUGUUGGACCCAAAAGUGCAGUGGAAGCAGAUUCAACAGCACCGUAAACAGCUGCCAGGACUAAAGAUCUGGGCCAAAGAUUGAUCAUGUACAGCCCCACACAGAAUUCCCACAUCCUGCAUGGUUUCGCCAGCCCAUGUAACGCCGGGAAAAAAAGAGUGGGAAGAGAUGAAGUGAAGUGAAUAGUAGCGAUCACGUGGAGAAGAGAAGAGAGCAACAAAUAACCUCACCUGGCAUCCCAUCUGGCCAAGAAUUGGGCAAUGUAGAGAUUCCUGAGGAGAGAUGUGUCAAGAGAAGAGGAAGUAGAAAAAGAAGAAGAAGAAGGAGAAGAAGGCAAAGGUGGGCAGGUUUCGUCCACGUCUCUCUCUUCUUCCACCUCCUCUUCUUCUCCUUCUUCUUGGUGGUGUUGUUGCAGCGGUGGUAGUUGGUUUUGAUUGUUAAUUACAAGCGGUGGCUGAGGAUCCGCUGUAGCCAUGCAAAUACAGAGACUAGAACUACGCUGGAGCGGACAGUAGUUGAGCUGUUUGCUUAAUUUUUACUGUGGGCAUGCUUCUGGUCUGUUGCAGCUAGCAAGCAGAGGGGUUACUCAUUACUAGACGUUGCAGUAAUUGAAGGUGGUGGUGACUGAGUGUACGAAAGGAUGAGGCAGAGGGAGGUUAAAAGACGUACGGUGAGGAACGGACGGCUGGAGGGAUGCUUGGCCCCACCGAACGGCAAUAUGUUGCAUCAUCCUUCUUUUAUUUUUUUUUACCUUACGCAACAUACAGAGAGUAGAAAAGAUUUUUACCGAAAAAAGGAAGGGCAGAAAAGAUACGUUAUGUGUAGGCCACGUUAUGGGUAGGCGUCUUACUCGGUUUGAUUAUAAUUUUGUUAGUAGGUUGGAUUAUAAUCGGAAUCGUUUAUUUGAUUUUCGUUUAGUUGUUUAAUUAAUUUGUGUUUAUCACUAUGUGCUAACUGCAUAGUUUAUGUUAGUAGAUUAG